Emericellopsis cladophorae is the source of this 1158-nucleotide messenger RNA. RefSeq lists its product as uncharacterized. Bases 1 to 1158 code for a protein of 385 amino acids. The record is from RefSeq and is a predicted model, not a curated record. NCBI's taxonomy places the organism in Eukaryota, Fungi, Ascomycota, Sordariomycetes, Hypocreales, Bionectriaceae. The transcript has 5 exons. Gene Ontology annotation, molecular function: oxidoreductase activity.
AUGUAUUUUUCAUGGGCCUUUGUUGCGGUCACCGCCUUGGCUACCUUUGGCCGUGUUCUCGCCCUCCCUCUCGAGGGCACCCCCGUCGAGUCCCGCCAAGAUAGCGAGGCGGCUCUUCCCAAGAUUGAUCCUUCGAUGAACCCUGUCGAUGCCCUCCAGGAGCUCCAGUCCGCAGUCGAGGAGGCCAUGCCCCCCCGAGAACCGCAACAAGGGUCCCAAGAAGUGCACGCUCGCUACCGCGCGUGUGCGAAAAGACUGGGCGGCUCUGACCAAGCGGGAGAGAAAGGACUGUGUAGUCUUCCCUCCAAGGGACCCGAGGAAUGGGGCGCGGCCCAGACUCGGUACGAUGACUUUGUGGCGCUCCAUGUCAACCUGACCUUGUCCGUCCACGGAAGCGGUCUGUUCCUCGCCUGGCACCGUGCAUUUGUCUGGUCCUACGAGACUGCCCUUCGUGACGAGUGCGGCUACAAGGGCACACAGCCUUACUGGAACUGGUUCGCCGACACCGAGGACCUGACCAAGAGCCCUGUCUUUGACGGCAGCGACACCAGCCUGGGUGGCGACGGUGAACUCGUGCAGCACAAUGGCAGCCUCGGCGGUGCUCGCCACAUCUACCUCCCGUCCGGCGCCGGCGGUGGUUGCAUCAAGAGCGGCCCCUUCAAGGAUGCCUCCGCCUCCAUCGGCCCCUUCAACCCUGCCAUGGACGGCCUCGGCCCCGUGGUCCUGGACCUAUCCGUCUACAACCCCCGCUGCAUCCAGCGCGACCUGAACAGCUACGCCAUGGGCAGAUGGUACACGACCGCCAAACUGCUCAACUCCGAGGUCCAGGGCCGCUACCCGGACCAGUUCCUCGGGCUGCACACCACCGGCCACCACUACUCUAUUAACAGCGACAACGCGGACCUGUACUCGUCCCCCAACGACCCUGCCUUCUUCCUCCACCACGCCUUGUUCGAUCGCCUGUACUGGAUGCACCAGAUUCUGCACCCCGCCGAGGCUCGCGAGGUGGCUGGCACAGUGACGCUGCAGGACAGGCCCCCGAGCCGGAACGCGACGGUGGAAGAUAUUCUUGACAUGGGUGCUGUUAGCGAAAGUCAUCCCAUCAAGGACAUGUUUGACACGCUUGGAGGGGAUUCUUUGUGUUCCAUUUACUUGUAA